UGUGCUAACAUAAUUUUCAUGGUUCUUUUUUGGAUUAAUCUAAUUUGAAAAUUAAUAUUUUUAUUUUAACACAGUGUGAUUUGGACAGGACAAGGAGCAUCGGAUGAUGGUUCCACGUAGGGACUUAGGAGAGAAAACUACGACCGGCCAUUUUGGGGAAGACUCGAGCAAGGCUGCCAUGUAAAAACUUCUAUUCCUUCUGUAUCUAAAUAAUUAUAUUUGAAAAAAACUAAAGUAAAAGAGAUUAUAUUUAGAAACGGAGCAAGUAGCAAUUGAAGCGAGUAAUAGAUCCACCCGACAUGUCCAUGUGGAGCUUAAUUCCACUGAAAGUUUUCAUCCUCGAUCCAAGGUUAAUUAUAUGAACUACAAUAAAGAACCAAUACGUCCCAAUCGGUCGACGUAAUCACUUGCGUACGUCCAUCAUACCACGACACUAUUUGAGAGACGUCCUAGGUUCACUCACUAUGCUUGCCGAUCGACUGCCACCUAUAAAUAAUGUAUAUGGUAAGAUUGGCAGAUCCAUAGCAUCCACAGCAGCAACGACACUACAGGCCACAACAGCCCAUUGCCGUCUCCGAUGGAAAUGGGUUCUUCUCCAGCACCGGCGGGCGAGAAAGCACACGCCGUGUGCCUGCCGGCGGCCGCCCAGGGGCACCUCAUCCCCAUGCUCGACGUGGCCAAGAUGCUCCACGCCCGCGGCUUCCAUGUCACCUUCGUCAACACCGAGUACAACCACGCCCGCCUCGUACGAGCGCGGGGCGCGGCCGCGGUGGCCGGCGUCCCCGGGUUUCGCUUCGCCACCAUCCCGGAUGGCCUGCCGCCGUCUGACGACGAUGUCACGCAGGACAUCCUGUCGCUCUGUAAGUCCCUCACGGAGACCUGCCUCGGGCCCUUUCGCCGCCUCCUUGCGGAGCUGAAUGACCCCGCCACGGGCCACCCGCCCGUAACCUGCGUCGUCUCCGACAUCGUGAUGGACUUCUCCAUGGAAGUGGCCAGGGAGCUCGGCCUCCCCUAUGUCCUGCUAUGGACGUCAAGCGCUGUUAGCUACGUGGGUGUCCGCCACUACCGCCUCCUCUUCGAGCGUGGCCUCGCACCGAUCAAAGACGUCAAGCAGCUGACGAGCGAGUACCUUGACAUUCCGGUGGAAGAUGUGCCGGGCCUACGGAACAUGAGGUUCAGGGACUUCCCGUCCUUCAUACGCAGCCCGGCACCGGACGAUUACAUGAUGCAUUUCGCACUCGGCAUCGCAGAGCGCGCGAUAGGCGCAUCGGCGAUGAUCGUCAACACCUUCGACGACCUUGAGGGAGAGGCGGUGGCGGCCAUGGAGGCGCUCGGCCUGCCCAAGGUCUACACCAUCGGCCCACUCCCGCUGCUGGCGCCAAGCUCAAGCAUCAACAUGAGCCUGUGGAGGGAGCAGGAAGAGUGCCUGCCGUGGCUCGAUGACAAGGAGCCUGACUCCGUCGUGUACGUGAACUUCGGCAGCAUCACCGUCAUGACCAACGAGCAGCUCGUCGAGUUUGCCUGGGGGCUAGCCAAGAGUGGCAGGCAUUUCCUCUGGAUCAUCCGUCCCGACCUCGUCAGGGGUGACACCGCUGUGCUUCCCCUUGAGUUCUCGGCUGAGACCGCCGAGCGUGGUAUCAUUGCCUCCUGGUGCCCGCAGCAGAAAGUGUUGAGCCACCCGGCUGUGGGCGCGUUCCUCACACAUAGCGGCUGGAACUCGGCAUUGGAAAGCAUGUGCGGCGGAGUGCCCAUCAUCAGCUGGCCAUUCUUCGCGGACCAGCAGACCAACUGCCGAUACCAAUGCACUGAAUGGGGCGUCGGUAUGGAGAUCGAUAGCGACGUUCGGCGUGAUGCCGUCGCACGCCUUAUCACAGAGAUCAUGGAGGGGGAAAAUGGCAAGGUGAUGAAGAAGAAGGCACACGAGUGGAGGGAGAAAGCGGCCAAGGCCACCAAACCCGGCGGUUCAUCUCACCGCAACUUCGACGAGUUGAUCCGUGAUGUGCUAGCUCCCCGCUAUGGGUAAAGAAAUCAUAGUGCAGCUGCUUCAAGGUGUUCUUUUCCCAAUCCCAGUUUUUUGGAAGAGGUCGAAAAAACUGGUCUUUUUUUGGAGGAGGUGGAUGAACCGGUUUCGGAGGAGGUAAUCUCACUAAGUUACAGCCCAAUAUAAUCAAAUAAAUUAUGAAUUAUCAGUUUUACUGCCAACAAUAGAUGUAAUUGACCCAUAGUUCUGUUUGCAAUUUGUAGUUCUUGUCCUGGUGUGUCCCGCCCGUUAAUAGUUAAUACCCCGCACAUGGAAUAAACGACCACUGGCGUACACACCUUCUUUGAACUUAUUCAACACUCAAAUCCAAAUUCAGAUGAAUUCAAAAAGAGAACGCGAAAGCCAGCAACCAGUCGUUUUUCAUAAAUACCAAACGGUAAAACAAAAACUUGACAUGCUCCAUGAUGUACAUCUCUUAGUCCACAAAGCUCGUAAAUCUUUUAUACCCCAAGUAAAAUAAGUAGAUUUUAUAAGGAGGGCACACCAGCGCGUUUGUAACUACAGGAGGGAGAGGUGUGAGUGGGAAGAGUUAUUCAGGUUUCAACGAGAUGUCGCUGUUUAUGCUUAGCAAUUCCAUUCUGUUGGCCGCCUCUGUCCGCUACUUCGGUGGUGCAUAGAGAGGAAGGAUCCCAUUUCUCUUUCAUGGUGUUUUGUAUACAGGGUCUAUGUUUUGUGUGGUGGCGCUGGAAGGAGGAGGAUGUCGUCACGUCGAAUAAAUCUGAUUUGGCUUCUAC
This is a messenger RNA of Hordeum vulgare subsp. vulgare (domesticated barley), 2775 nucleotides long. RefSeq names its product 7-deoxyloganetin glucosyltransferase-like. The record is from RefSeq and is a predicted model, not a curated record. The coding region runs from base 578 to 2023 and encodes 481 amino acids. Gene Ontology annotation, molecular function: UDP-glycosyltransferase activity. NCBI's taxonomy places the organism in Eukaryota, Viridiplantae, Streptophyta, Magnoliopsida, Poales, Poaceae. The transcript has a single exon.